AUGGCCUUGGCACUUUUAAGUAUUAAUAUUUGUCAAUUCAGUGGUUGUGGUCUUAACUAUGGAAGUCUCCAUGAUUUACUGCAGCACAUCGAGGAGACACAUAUCCCUGUAAUCGAAGAUGAAAUGAAGAAAAAAGAAGAAAGCGCUAAAAACUCUUCGUUGGACGAUGAUCCUUCGAAAGCUGCUGCAUUAACUGCUGUUUUUCCGCUAAGCUCCAUUUGCAAAUUAUUUUCAAAACUUCCUCCUCAGAAAGCAGUUCCUGUCAAUCCUGAACCUGUAAAGCUUGCGAUUGGCCACUACAGACCACUUCCAUGGUUUUCCAGGAAAAAAACACUGGCUGCUGCAGUUGCUGGUGCAAAUGUUUUGGGACAAGCUGGUGAUAAGUCGCGUUUGGACCCUCGCGAUGAGGAAUCGAAUGAUUCAUACAGAAACGAAGACUGUGAUGACUAUGAGCAAGGGAUUGAUGAAAGGCGGCACAAAUGCCCAGUUGAAGGAUGCAACAAACGAUACAAAAAUUUGCAAGGAGCACGUUAUCAUGCUCGUCAAGUACAUGGUUAUACUGAGGAUAAUGGUGCAAAUAAUGCAGUAUCAUUCGACUUGACUGCAGUGGUACCUGGGCAAGUUGCGCCACUGAUACAGUCCGGCGCACCCAGUAAAUAUGCAAACAGAAUUAAUCUUAAAAAUGUUAUGAUCUGCAGUUUACGUCCAUACAAAUGCAGUCAAUGUUCAAAGCGUUACAAAACUAUCGUUGGAUUAAAUAAUCAUGUGCAACAAUCACAUCAACGUAUUAGUAAUGCUGGAAAUGCCACUUUGUCGACAAAUUUGGUACCAGUUUCGCCCUCAGCCGUUUCUGUUUCAACAACACAUAAUAAUAACGCUCAAUCACCGGCAACCUCAAGUCAUGUGACCGCAGAAGGUGAUGAACAUAUAGCAAUGCCGUCCGGUUAUUUGACAUCAACAAAUAUUCAGAAUGCAACGCAAGUUCAAGUCAACGCACAAUCUUUACCGUCUCUUCCAUCGGCUACCGGACAUCAAUACCAGCAGCAGCCCACCAGCGUAACAAAAUUCGUAUCAACAGCUAAUAAUAUGAUGACCAGGAAUAUGAACGCCCUCUCAUCAUAUGGCCCACAAACAAAUGAAUCGCUUGCUUCGGUUAUUUCUCGAACGGAUAUAUCGCAGGUCACUGAUUUUUUCAUCUAUAUAAGGGAAAAGGUAUUAAAAAUGGUGGAAUUGAAAAGGAAAACAUACAUCAUUGUUACGUUCCGUCUGAAACUUCUAUUACCUACUGUAACACCGACAAUAUUUUACGUCAAAAACAGUCUUUUGCGAGGAAAAAUUGUCUUGCCACCGUUAAUGUAA
Molecule: messenger RNA, 1359 nt
Organism: Acanthocheilonema viteae
Lineage: Eukaryota; Metazoa; Nematoda; Chromadorea; Rhabditida; Onchocercidae
Source: the annotation of a GenBank genome assembly